Messenger RNA from Sclerotinia sclerotiorum 1980 UF-70, 528 nucleotides. RefSeq lists its product with no specific name. NCBI's taxonomy places the organism in Eukaryota, Fungi, Ascomycota, Leotiomycetes, Helotiales, Sclerotiniaceae. Bases 1 to 528 code for a protein of 175 amino acids. The record is from RefSeq and is a predicted model, not a curated record. The transcript is spliced from 3 exons.
AUGGCAGCCAAUAAAGCUGACUGGGCAUCAUUACAGAACCUACAAAAAGUACUAGCAGAUACUAUGGUCACAGCUAGCAAUGAUCCAAUACCUAAGAUUCUACCUACACAUUUUUCGGCACAGUCGGCAAUUAUUGCAUCAAUGCUUUGGUCUAAGUUAUCAUACGAUGCUACUGAGACUAUGGCUACUUUCUUCAGCCACUAUCCUGAGCUUAAUUAUGUCACAGAGUCAUGUAUGCAGGCGAGCGUGCCAACAUUGAAACGAAACGCUCUGCUCUAUGUCGUUAUAUGCAUUCAGCCUGUCAUGAUAUUUAUAUUCAUGAUCAUUCGAUACCGUUUAAGACAUAUUCCGAUAUCAAAUAAAUUCGGACUGGUAUCCUUACUUGCGGGGAUUGAUCCGAACAGUGUCAGACUCCUAAAAUGUGCUAGCUUCAGUGGUAUCUCGAACGCUCCAAUCGGAGUUACCAUUAGCGUCGUUGAAGAUGGUGAAGUAGACGAGCAUCGCUCUGGGCAUUUAGAUAAAAAUUAA